This is a messenger RNA of Acaulospora morrowiae, 2883 nucleotides long. Lineage: Eukaryota; Fungi; Glomeromycota; Glomeromycetes; Diversisporales; Acaulosporaceae. The record is from the annotation of a GenBank genome assembly.
AUGAACACACCACCAACGAAUAGCCCAAGAAGGCGAUCGCCUACGUCACGGACGGCGUCGCCAAGAUUUACUAAACCCUUAUCUGAAAAAUCUUCUCCUAAAUCCACCGCUCCAUCCACACCCAGACAACAUACUCGCGAUUCCUCCUACCAUUCGUCUUUCUUGGUCGGCAGGAAGCGUGCCUCGCCAACCCCAUCGGACAUAGCCGAUUCCGAGCGAAGUCCAUCGUCGGUGAUGCUGAUGUCUCCAAGUGAGGUGUCCGAGCAACAAGGAUCUAUUGAACAGGUCAUAAAAUCCAUCGAAAAACGACUCAAGGAGGAACAAAAUAAACUUGCCAAGAUCAUAUUGGAGAAACAACAAAAACCGAUAAGGUACAAACUCGAGAAUCACAUGGAUGCUCAUCUAACCCCUUUUGUCAUGAUAAAGAAAGUUGGGAAAAGUAGUAAUGAGGAAGGUGUAAAGAAAGAUCCCGUGGUGAAAUCCAAGACGCAAUCUUCCGCAAUAAAACCUUCAACACAAAAACGAUCUCAGACUCUUCCAUCGAACUUGAAGAAAUCUAGUUCCAUCUCAUCCAAAUCUCCGUCUGCCGGCACCGCACCACCACCGACCCUUCAGGGUCCAACGAAACGAAUAUGCACGUGUGGCGACCCGAAUAGUAUAUGGUGUUUCGUUUGCGAGAGCAGACGUUUCAAAAAUGAUUUCCCCAAGUGGACCAGCGGCAACAAAAUGAUUGAUAAUUUCAUAAAGGAAAUUCAGUUGUUCGCUGAGUCAGAGGUAAACUAUCUCGAGUGGAUAUCGUAUGACCGGCUUAGGGAGGUGAAAUACAUUUGUGACGGUACGUAUGCUUCGCUAUCGUUGGCGACUUGGUUGGACGGUCCAAGGAAUAUUGUGGACAAGCAAAGUAAGAAAUUGAAGAGAGACGUAAGGAAGAAGGUUGUGUUAAGGCAAUUGCACGAUUCUGAGAACAUCUCGGAGGUGUACUUGGGUGAGCUUAAUAGGUACUAUAAAAAGAUAUCUUGGAAUAAUAGCAUAAUGCCCGUAUACGGAAUAUCCAAAGAUCCGAAGACCAAAAACUUCAUAAUAGUCUAUGAGCACGCGGAACAUGGCGAUCUCAACAACUACCUUCAAGAAAACUCGGCGAACAUGAGCUGGCAGUUGAAAUUGGCAUUGGCCUGUGACAUCUCAAAGUCAUUAAAAACUCUUCAUAGUUGUAACCUGAUACACAGGGACAUCCACAGCGGAAACAUACUUAUACUGAAGAAUGGUUCAACGGCACUCGCGGAUUUCGGCAUAUGCAAGCACGUGAACUCUGAAAAGGGGAAACUAAAUAUUGGACAGGUUGAGGGUGUGUUACCGUUCAUUGCCCCCGAGGUGAUAAAAACCCAAAAGUAUAGUAAACAAUCAGACAUUUAUAGUUUCUCCAUGGUGAUGUGGGAGAUAUCCUCAGGUGGUAAGAGGCCAUUCAGUGAUCAAUCGCAUGAUGCAAAAUUGGCGUUAGGGAUACUCGAAGGUAAACGACCGAGUCCGGUGCCCGGCACGCCGCCGUGUUGGAUGGAAUUGAUAGAACAAUGUUGGAAUGAGAAUCCGGAUAAUCGUCCGGAUGCUGAUUUCGUGCACCAAAAACUAUGUGGUUGGUUGAAGAAGUUGGUGGAAACUCCAAAGUUACCAUAUGAUGUCAACACUGAAUUUACGUUGGCCGAGAAUUGGAGGGUACGUGGUCAAUAUCAAUCAAUCACACCUCAGCAUGGAGCACAGGUUUUGGCGGCGUCCAGUAGUAGUGUUGAAGAAGAUAAUACAUCGCAGGAAGAGUCGACGACGACGACGGUUGUUGAACCCGAAGGUGGGAUUGAGGUUGAUGCAAGUAUGGUGGAAGAAAUUGAAUCUGGGUUGGAAGUCGAGGAAUUUCAACACCCGAUAACGUGUUACACUAGUCAAUUAUUUGAUUUUAGUGAAUUGAAAUUUUUCUCGUCAACGGAGACUUCUUUCAUCGUUGAUGAAUCAUCAAUCGACGGGGAAUCAAAUACUAUUGACGCUAACAAGUCGGAUACUACUGAAGUAUCUGCUAAUGAAGAACAUAGUACUAUUGAGGCCUCUGUGUCUGACACCGGAGAAUCUAGCACCACCAUUAAUGCUCUUGCGUCUGACACUGAAGAAUAUAGUACUAUUAAUGUUUCCAUGUCUGAUAUCAAGAAAUCUAAAACUGUCGGAGUUUUUGAUACCAAUGAACUAGGUGCACCCAACACAAUUCCCGUUAUUGAGACCAAAGAACUCGGUAUGGUUGAAGCUCCUGUGUUUAAUUCCGAGGAGCCUAGCGUUCUUGAUGCUUCCGCACCAACUAACGAAGAAUCCAGCGCUGUUGAUGUUCAGGUAUCUGACGCCGAAAAAAUUGACACUUUUGAUGCUAUUAUCGUUAACGAUUCCGUGCUCGAAAAUGAGAAACCAAGCAUCUUUGACACUCCGAUAUCUACUGUCGAGAAACCUGAAGUUGUUGACGCUACGAUUCCUGAUUCCGAAGAAUCUGGUACUAAUGAUGUCAUCAUGCCUGUUGAUGCAGAAUAUAAUACCCUCGAUGCUACAACAUCCGACAACAAAGGAGUUGGCUUUGUUGGCGCACGCGUCCUCUCAUCCUCUAAUGAAGAAUUUAAUGUUCCCUUAUGGAGCACCACUAUUGAUGUCCCAGUAUUUGUGAAACCAUCAUCCGCCGUCGAAAAACUGAUGAUAAACACUUCAGUAGUAAAUCAAGUUUCUGAUUCGGUGAGAAGUGAUUCUCCCGACGAUGAAACCGAGGCAGACGUCAAAAGCGAUUCACCACUGCACUCUGAAGUGUCUCCACCGACGUCGCCGUCGGAAAGUGAAGCUAGUAAUAAAAAUUUGAGUGAGUAA